AUGGUAAGAGUAUCAAAACCAAAUGGUUGCAUUGAAGUUGGUGAAACGUUUAUUUACAAAGUUGACUUAGUAUCAGGAUUAUAUGGGGUAGAAAAGUUCAUAGGAUUAAAAUUACCAGAUAUAGUAACCAAGAUACCGAAUAUUAAAAAUAUAAAUGUUGAAGAUAGAGCGGUUGUGAUAGACUUGCUUGCUUGGUUUAAUGAUGAAAAUUCGGGCAAUUUCUUUGUCAAGGAGGUUUGUGAACAAUUAAAAUUAACCAAGGAUCAGUAUCAUCAGUUGUUAGAGGAUAUUUAUAAUGAACUAGAAUGUACAUCCCCUGAAAUGACUUUUCGUAGGGUACAUGCCCAAAAGAUAAGUUAA
Messenger RNA from Funneliformis mosseae, 360 nucleotides. The record is from the annotation of a GenBank genome assembly. NCBI's taxonomy places the organism in Eukaryota, Fungi, Glomeromycota, Glomeromycetes, Glomerales, Glomeraceae.